AUGUUAUAUCCAAUUCAUUUAUUGACGAUCUUAGUGCUUUUGAUCUCACGAGUCAAUUCACUGCCUCAUGCCACCCCUCGUCAAGAUGCUUCUUCAUCCAACACCACCGCUAGCUCCGCUACUAUUGUGGAUGAGACUAUAGUCAACAAGCUUGAGGGUAUCCGAUCCCGAUGGGGCAUGAAAGGUAUCAAUAUUGCCGUUGUUGCUUCGCCGGAAUAUAUGGGUAAUAAGACGGGCAGUAAUCAGACUGGGUGGGCCACUCAGAGUAUCGCACUAGGUCAAGCUAACAGAUUCGGUGAUGCGUUCGAUGACCAAACCUUGUUCGCCCUCGGUUCAAAUUCCAAGCAUUUCGCUGCUGUUGCUGUUGCCCUGCUCAUCGAGAAUGGUACUACCCUACCGGAUGGUCAGCCUCUCACAUAUAACAAGACUCUACCCUUAACGAGUUUCAACCCUCAACGAGUCGACAUAUAUCAUGCCUCAUGCCAAUAUGUCUCCCAAAACAAUUUUAACAUGCAUUCUCAAUACAAUAUCUAUUACUCAUCAUCAAGGGGCGAUCCCAAUCGAUUUACCGUUGUCCAGACACCAUUACUUCCAUGA
Molecule: messenger RNA, 597 nt
Organism: Kwoniella mangroviensis CBS 8507
Lineage: Eukaryota; Fungi; Basidiomycota; Tremellomycetes; Tremellales; Cryptococcaceae
Exons: 2
Coding region: 1-597 (198 amino acids)
Source: RefSeq, a predicted model, not a curated record